Messenger RNA from Lingula anatina, 2003 nucleotides. Its product is annotated as endonuclease/exonuclease/phosphatase family domain-containing protein 1. Lineage: Eukaryota; Metazoa; Brachiopoda; Lingulata; Lingulida; Lingulidae. Gene Ontology annotation, biological process: DNA repair. Gene Ontology annotation, molecular function: DNA binding. The record is from RefSeq and is a predicted model, not a curated record.
AUGUUCCAGAUCUGCGAGGAGCUCAACACACCGCUGAUACCUCACGUCAAGAAGUGGACAGGACACAGGGGACAGUGGCGCUAUCUGAUGUCACAUAACUCAGGACAGGAUGAAGAGUACCUGGGCUUUAUAUAUGAUGCUAGUCAAGAGAUUGAAGUAGUCAGAUCCUCACUUGUGCAAACUGGGAACUCUGCGGCCUGCCCAUUCAUGGUACAUUUUAAGGUAAAGCAGCACCCCCUGGUGUCCAUUAAUGUCCACAAUCCCUGCUCAACAGACCAGACGAGAUUACACUCUGAGAUUAUGUCUACUUUGCCAUCUAUCCUGGAAACACUGGAACAAAAGUCCCCUGGAACAAAGGAUGUCAUAAUACUGGGGAAUUUUAAUCUGGGACCUGGUGCUAAAGAAUUCUCCUUGUUAAAAGACAAUGGAUACGUUCACACAGUGGCAGAGGGGUGCUUCACUGAUAUCAGCCUGGAGAACAUGGCAGGUGCUGCCACCUGUGACAACAUCUGGCUCAGCAAGCAGGCACAGGCUGGCUACACAGGUCACUCUAAGGUGGUCAGAGAGGGUUUGACCAGUGUGUGGAUCCCCAAUGGCUGGGCCUGGGGCGGUCUUGCCACUGACCACUGUCCAGUCUGGGCAGAAUUUUAUACAGACAGUAGUGUGGGUCUGGAAGAUGUAGAUUUGAUAGAGAGAUGAUGAUGAGGAGGAUCAUCAGGAGGAAGAUCACGAGGAUGGCCAGUCACCAAAAGAUUUUCAAUGACAACAGCCUAUUCAUGGCUGAAUUUCACUUGGACAGAAGAGUUGGACUUUGAGGAUCCAAAAUUGAUGACCACUGACCGAUCAAGGUCGAGAUCUACGUGGACAGAAAAACUGGACUUUCAGGAUCCAAAAUUGCUGGUUGCUGUAAAAUUGUCGCCAACUACUGUCCAAUAUUGAAUGAGGAAUUUACAACCUUGGACCUUGAAGUUUUAGAUGGCAUAAAUAUAUUUUGCACUGAAAGGUUGUUUUUAGUUUGACUGACUGUAUUGCUGUAUUUGGCCUCUAAAACUAUAUAUAUAUAUAAAGAGAGAUGAUGGAGUCAUACUAGUGCCAUUUUGGUUUUAAACAGAUGACACUCUUUUCACAAAAUUCUGUCAUGAUUUCUUCAAAAAUUGAGCAAAUAAACCAAACAAAUGGUCAAUAAAAUAUUAUUUUGGGCACUUGUUGAAAUUUUGGUACAAAAUAAUGGUAUGAGCCUGGAGACCAAUUUAAAAGACACUUGUUAGAUACAACAUACAUUUAACAUUACUUGAACUGUUCUAUACUUAAGAGCAACAGUGGUAGAUUUAGCAGCACAGUAAGUAAAAACUUAUUUAUUUCAAACAAAACUCACUUUUAAGAUACAUUUCUCCUAGGCAAAAUUUUCUUAGUAAUUCAGAAAAAAAGCUGAAUCAUAAUUUCUGAAAGUGUGUAUGAUUUUGUGAGUAACAAAGAGGUCAAAUAACGGAAAGCUAAAGCACUGGAGUUCGUGUAAAAUUUGGAUUUAAAUUCCAUGUACGUCUUGGUUAACAUGCAGUUAAAAGGCUAAAUACCAGACUAGGUUUGAAUUCAGGAGGUCAGUGUUUGUGAAGGAUUGUACUUAUAUAUUAGAUUUAAAUUUGCUAGUGGCCCAUGUCAGGAAGUCACUGUUAGUUAAAGAUAGAAGUCUAGUAUUUAGAUAGCCAUUUGCUAGAAUUACCCGUGCAAUGAGAAGCCAUAAGCUAAGGAAGACUAAAUGAAGCUGGACCCUGGUCAUCUAUAUCUGUCAGUAUGCCAUGGGACUUAUUGUCAAGUGCUAAGUGAAAAGUAAUGUCAGGGAAUUUUAUCUACAGUGCGCAACUAGGGUCUGAAGAAUGUUUUUUUAUGAAGGCCAGUGUUUCUUUAAUAAGCUUUGGAAUAACACUAAUUUAAUUGCCUGUGAAGAAAAAAGCCAGAAAGAGUUGUUUCUUAAUGAAGUUUCUCUUAUUGUAUGGUUGAAUCCC